AUGGCGGCGGCGGCGGCAUCAGGCAGCAACGGCAACGGCGCGACCAAGAACUUCCACCUCAAAGUGGUGGCCAUCGUGACCACCGCCACCGGCCCCAACGGCGCCCCCGUCACCCGCGAAGCCGAGCGCGUGUUCACCCUCCCGUUCGAGCCGAUGCUGAACGAGGACAGCGCGAUGCCGCACGUGCGCAAGAUGGUCGAGUCCUUCGCCCCCAUGAAGAUCCCGGACCCCGAGGACAAAGUCGCCAUCGUGGACAAGAUCGCCGACGUCGCCCUCCGUCUCUUCGUCGCCCUCGAACGUGAAGAAACUGACAACAACAACAAGACUGCUGAGGCUGGUUCGGGGAUUGCUGGCUUUGAUGCGGAGAGGAAGUGGUUUUACUCCAAGGACGGACUGCCGCAGACCAAGGUGACGAUCUACGUCGCCCAUGAUGGUUUCGUCUCCGCUGUCGGCGACUUCGAGUCGGAGGACGACGAGGAUGAUACUGAUUCCGAUGAGGAGGAUGAUGAUGGUGAAGAGGAGGAAGAAGGUGGUGUUGAGGCCAUGGAGAAGAAGUAGAAGAUCCAGUGGUGUUUUUUUUGUGGCUGUUGCCCUAGCAAUGGCUACGUGCAUGCAUGCAUGGUGGUGUGCCAUGACAUUAUUAUUAUUAUUAUUUCCUAUUGCUAAAACUAUGUCGGUUUGUGUUCGUUAUUCAAUAAUCCAGUGUUUGUGAACUGGAAUUUAUGUGAACAAUUAUUA
Molecule: messenger RNA, 738 nt
Organism: Linum tenue
Lineage: Eukaryota; Viridiplantae; Streptophyta; Magnoliopsida; Malpighiales; Linaceae
Source: the annotation of a GenBank genome assembly